GGAACACUUUCGUUUUCACAGAAGCACCACGGAAUAUUUUAACUCGCGUAAUCCUGAAACGAUUUCCGGUUGUCAACAUCCCGGCUGUUAAAGUUAGCGAAAGCACUAUUGCCACUCCACGGUCUACCGACAAGUGGAAUAGACCCCCUGCAUCGGCAUGGAUGGCGAAGAAAGGACCUAUGGUGGCUGUGAAGGACCAGAAGCCAUGUAUGUGAAAUUGAUAUCUUCAGAUGGCCAUGAGUUCAUUGUGAAAAGAGAACAUGCAUUGACAUCGGGUACUAUCAAGGCUAUGCUGAGUGGUCCAGGUCAGUUUGCCGAGAAUGAAACCAACGAAGUCAACUUCAGGGAGAUUCCCUCUCAUGUCCUGUCCAAGGUCUGCAUGUACUUCACUUACAAGGUCCGCUACACCAACAGCUCCACGGAAAUCCCUGAAUUCCCCAUCGCUCCCGAGAUUGCACUGGAACUGCUCAUGGCGGCUAACUUCCUGGAUUGCUAAAGUUACUGUUUAUGCAGUAGCCUAGAAAUGCUUUUAGAUGCUUUUGACUAUUUAACUUGUUUUGCCAUAAAACCAUGUAAAACAUUGAUUUUUGCAUCAGAAUAUCAAUCAUUGUUUUGAGUAUUAAAGGAUUUCAUUUUAAUUUAAUGUAUGAAUUCGGCAGACUGUGUUUAUUUCGAUAAUGUGACAGACGUGUCUGUUCUACCCACAAUCUUCCCUACCCUCUGUCUUAGUAAACAGCUGUUUGAACUGAG
This is a messenger RNA of Hippocampus comes (tiger tail seahorse), 750 nucleotides long. RefSeq names its product transcription elongation factor B polypeptide 1. Gene Ontology annotation, biological process: ubiquitin-dependent protein catabolic process. Bases 158 to 496 code for a protein of 112 amino acids. Lineage: Eukaryota; Metazoa; Chordata; Actinopteri; Syngnathiformes; Syngnathidae. The transcript has 4 exons. The record is from RefSeq and is a predicted model, not a curated record.